This is a messenger RNA of Pteropus alecto (black flying fox), 4831 nucleotides long. Its product is annotated as BTB/POZ domain-containing protein 9. Gene Ontology annotation, biological process: adult locomotory behavior; circadian behavior; modulation of chemical synaptic transmission. The coding region runs from base 37 to 873 and encodes 278 amino acids. NCBI's taxonomy places the organism in Eukaryota, Metazoa, Chordata, Mammalia, Chiroptera, Pteropodidae. The transcript has 7 exons. The record is from RefSeq and is a predicted model, not a curated record.
AGCCUCCAGGGAGAUACACAGGGGGAACAGGCCAAGAUGCUCAAGACCUGCCCUGUGAAACUCUGCACUGUGCGCAGAUGCCAGAACGGUGUGGCCAGGAGGAAGGCUGCAGAGGUGUCUGGGUCACCUCUGCAGAUCUCUUCCUUUGGUCAGGAGAAGGCUUCUCAGCAGUCAAGUGGGGGGCUGGGGUAUAUUCGAAUAGUUGGGACUCACAACACAGUGAACAAGAUUUUUCACAUUGUGGCUUUUGAAUGUAUGUUUACAAACAAAACCUUCACUCUGGAGAAGGGCCUGAUAGUUCCCAUGGAGAAUGUUGCAACAAUUGCUGAUUGUGCCAGUGUGAUUGAAGGAGUCAGUCGGAGCCGAAAUGCCUUGCUGAAUGGGGACACCAAAAAUUAUGAUUGGGAUUCUGGCUAUACAUGUCAUCAGCUAGGAAGUGGUGCGAUUGUUGUUCAGCUGGCACAGCCGUACAUGAUUGGGUCAAUACGGUUACUACUUUGGGACUGCGACGAUCGAAGCUAUAGCUACUAUGUUGAGGUUUCCACCAACCAGCAACAGUGGACCAUGGUGGCUGACAGAACGAAAGUCUCCUGCAAGUCCUGGCAGUCAGUAACUUUUGAAAGACAGCCUGCCUCCUUCAUCCGAAUCGUUGGAACACACAACACAGCGAAUGAGGUGUUCCACUGUGUCCACUUUGAGUGUCCAGAGCAGCAGAGCAGCCAGAAGGAGGAAAACAGCGAGGAACUGGGGACAGGGGACACCAGCCCCGCCGGUCAGCAGCUCGACCCGCAUGCCCUCCAGGCCCCCAGCGGCAACUCACUUCCUUCCAGCCCAGGCUCCAACCCUCGCUCAUCCAACCGGCAGCACCAAUAAAUGUGGGAUGACUGGGUGGGCCCAGAUGGCGACAAGAACUGGUGUCCUCCUCCCCCUUCCAGAGAGGAGCAGACCUGGCUGCAGAAACACACAGAACAGGUUUCUCCCAAGGACAGGAGUGGGCUGCUUUGUUCUCCUCAAUUUGUUCAAAUCAAGCUGGUCUCCAGGGGGAGAAAAUGGGUCUUCAAUCUUCAUCAAGUCCACCAUUAACACCCUACCUCUCUAAUCUAACCCAGGCAAGGGAACAGAAGGAAGUAAUAGGCCCAUGUCGGAAUUCAAAACUGGCAUGCGAACACUUGAAUGGAAGAGAAUAUGUUAGGCCUUUAUUACCUGGGGGCACCCUUUAGGAAAUGGGUUUCCGUAGAGUGUGUACUUUUAUGGAACACAUUGCCCUGGGAACUAAAUGAUUUUUUAUUUCUUUUAGUUAUUCUCCAUUUGCUGAAUCAUAGGUGUUCCAGAUCUUUCUCAAAUGCUCAAACAGCGAAUCACUAGUUUUAAUCCCUUUGACGCUGUAAUUUUCCUUCCUUAGUUUUGAACGGUUAAGCUUUGGGUAGAGCCGAGAAACAUCGUGCGUGUCUCCUAAAUGAGGCACAAUUGCGGCUCAUCAUGACACCUGGGCUGACAAGGAAAAUCCUUUGAGGAAGUUCAGCAAAAUACACAAUGAACAAAUCAACCCAUGGACACUGGCGUUAAUAAUCACUCGAACUGCUGGGUCAUUAACCUGUCAUUCCCGAAAUGUAUCUAGCCUUCAAGCUUGGGAGGCUGACAAGGAUAGUUAUUACACCACCUGCUAAUUCGGUGUUUGGAAGCACGUGUAUAUAAAUGUAUACCAACUUCUGCCUGGGCUGGACCGGUCCGAGAAUUGCCACACUUUGGCCGCAUACAGAGCAGCCCCUUCUUUGCAGCGCGGGUGUGGUGUUUGGUGGCUGCUGUAUUUAUCCCCCAGACCACAAUACUUGAUUGGAGAUUGAAGAAAAAAGCAGUGCUAAAAUGCUUUUCUCCCAGUCCUCACUGAAACAAUCUUAUCUGACUCUUGCUACAGCACUUGUGUCUCUUAGUAAUUUCCAUUCCAGUGCCCCUUGUAACUCAAUUAGAUUGUUUGAUGUCUGCGUAUCUGCAGAGCUCUCCCUUGGCUGUCUGUCUCAAUCAGCUCCAUGUGAAGCUCCUACAGACGCAGGGUCUUCUGCACACCCUGUGACCCUGCUUAGGAGGGGUGGUACUUACAAGGGGUUCCUGUCUGGCGUCUUAAAGCCACAUUGGUUGCAGGUGUACAAAGAGCAAUGGGUCAUCUGUUUUCUCCUGGUGUAACUUAGUUCUGAGUGAGUGAUGGAUACGAGAAUAGUAGGGUAGCGUCAAACUGCAGGACUUGCCAGAAGGGCUGCCUCCUGUGUGAGUGCAGCUGGGGAGGAGCUGGUCCUGGGGGAGGGGAGGCUGCUGAGCCAGCAGUUCUCCCUCCCACUGCUGGGCUCAGGGCUCCGAGUCUCCCUCUGCACCCUCACUCUGUGAUCUCUGUCCACUUCCCCUUGUGUGAGGUGAGAGGAACCCCCGAGGGGUGCCCUACAUUUGAUUAUGGGAGGGAGGCUCCUGUAACCUGUGGGGGUGCCGCCCGUUCACAGUGGGUGGCUGCCCUCUGUGGCUUGCUCACUGCCUCUGUCAGCAUCCAGCCCCCAGUCGCCUGUUAGCACAGAGUUCCUGUCCAUUCAGCAUUUCCUCCAGCAGUGCAUUUGCUACCCAGUGAGGGAACACAGGCAGCCAGAUAAGUCGGAGCUAGGGCGGAGUGCAAAUGUUUUGAAAGUGUCAUCUAUUGAAGGACUUCUUUUUAAACUCUAAAGCCUGCCCAAAGAGGGUCUUUUUAAACUCUAAAGCCUGCCCAAAGAGGGUCCCCAUGCUCAGAGGCCACACUGUGGCCCCAGAGUCUGGGCUGGGCUGGUGAAGGGUCUGGAAGAGUUGACUGAACCAUCUGUCUCCAGACCGGUCAGUUCCCAUGGCCACGCAGCACUCUUUGCUGCCCCAGGCCCAGGUAACUAAAUACCUCUGGGCAGCUCAGCCUCACACCUGAAGGGACACAGGCUGCGGGCGAAGUGUCAGCACUAGACCCACACUGAUGCCCUUCCCGCCAGGCCUCGCCUCCUUCCUCCUGCCCCCUGUGAAUUUCCUUUGAUGUUUGCGCCUUCCAGAUGCGAGCCCUAGGUCUGUCUUGAGAGAACGGAGUUUGCCUCCCUCCAUUCCUCCUCCAGCACUUCAUAUGCCCAGAUGAAGGGAAAGAAGAGGAAACCGAGGCACCGCUGACAACAUGGCAGCAGGGAGGACCGAGGGCAGGCUCCGCCUCGUGGCGCCACCUCGAUCUCCCCCAGGCCUCCUGGCCUUUCUGGGGGCGUUGCUCGCAUGGAAUCCACUCCCAACGCCAGGCUGACAUCAACGAAGCCUGGCAAAGCCUGCGCUGGCCUAACUCUAGGCACCAGGCCAGGGGCGCUGCAUUCCUUGACGAGCCUUCUGAUUUGGGGGGCAGAAGGGGAUCUUUCUGCUUGCCUGGCUGGGCCAGGGCCUUCUAGAGGGGACCUGGAGACCCAUUGAAGGUGUGUCACACCAGACAUGCCCAGACUGAGGCCUGCAUCUUCAGAGAAUGAAGGAUCAGUGGGCAACUAAGAGAAGUCCCCAGGCCACUGGCGUUCUCUAGAGCCCUGGCCGAUCCUGUGCGGGACUUCUACCCUGUGGCCAACCAGACCUAAACGGCCUGAAAACUCCAGACCAAGAGAGCUAACUGGACUGUGGGUGACAAGACGGGCUGGCGCACAGCCAGAAGGAGUUGCAGACACCCGCAGAGCCCUCAGCCCAGCAGAGGGCGGGGGCUGUUUCUGGGCACUGGCAGCGAUGGCGUUCGAGGAAGGAGAUGCAACCAGGCCACCGGUGGAGCGGGGAAUGGUACGGGACCGUGGCCCCCCUCCCCCGUGAAGGCACAGCUUGGGUGGUGUCCGGUUUAAGGAAAGGUCAGGCAAGGCUGGACCCUCAGCAGAGAUGGACAGAGGUGUGCUUGUGACCUCUGGUCUUUUAUUAUGAUAACUUGUCAGUUACAAACUAAAAUGACAGCUUCCUAACCACCACGUAGGUCAAGAAAUAGAACACUGCCAGAACCUUCUGCCCUUCAUUUUAAGUUGUGUUUCUUUGAAGAGUAAAAAGCAAACUUCAUUAGGGCCUUCAUAGUCGCUUUCUGGCAGUCCUGAGAGGCUAGGUAGGGUGGCUCCGAGCAUGCCAGGCAGGGCACCUGCCGAAUGGGAUUGGCACCCUGGUCAAGGCAGCCUUAAAGGCGGGAUCGCUGCCGACUCGAAACAGGUGUAAUAGAAUAACACAAUCACCCCUGCGCCCGCGCGCGCGCACACACACACACACACACGCAUUUACCCAUAUUCUCAGUGCUUUUUUUGUUUUGCUGAUUUGAGUUAGAACCAUGAGCCCAAGAUGGUUGUGGGACUCCUCAAUUGUUCUUUAAAUUGUCACUUUUUAAAUCUUAUUUAAUGACAAAUACAUUAAAAGUGUUUUAUUCCUAGAAGAGUUGGGAAAAGAAAUUAUUUUCAGCAACAAUGGGAUGUUUCUUAGACUGAUUCCUCAGCAAAAAAAAAAAAAUGAGUUUUUGAAUUGUGCAAAAAAUUGCUCAGUACUUAUGCUGUCGCCCCAAUUGUCAAACUGCUGUGCACACAGCUCCAACCCAGUCAACUUCACCUUUUUGUUAAUUUAGAAGCUAACAAAAUUGUAAUUACUUUUCCUUUGCAGAGAAGCAGAGGGAAAACGGAAGGUAUAACCUGUGAUAAAAAGCAGAGCGUCCUGCGUGCCGAAGUCACGUGGUAAUAAAGAGGGAGCAUUCCCCAUUGUGGGCUUCAAUUAAGACCCUUCCUUUGGACAGAGAAGAAAGAUGUCAAAGGGGAAAAGAAAAUUAAAUUUGCCUUCUUCCCUUUUUUCCUCA